CAGUUUCACCCAUCCAGUUCCAGUGAGGUGCAGAGACAAAGGAUGACCUUGGCUUUCUAGAAAAAAUUUAGUUCUGGCUACACAGUAGGUAACCCCGUACAAUCCCCAGUCCCAUUUUCCCACAAGAGAAAAAGGCAUAGUAGAAUAACAGAAAGCAUGGAAGGCCAAAGAUCCAAAAGAAAUCUGCAGGCUUGGCACUAUGCUUACUACCUAAUUUGUUAUUACAGAGUUAACAUUCCAACAAAUCAAGGGAAAUUAAAGGAAAAAAAAAUGGGCCAGAUGUUAUUGCUUUCACAAUUGCAAAAUAUUUUGGCACUUUAGGAUUUCGUGGAAUUUGUUUUCUUCCUUCCUCUUUGCCUCCACCCACAUCUACUAAGGAGAAAACGCAGCUCACAGAGAAAGCUGUGUCUGCUCUUUUCCUGCAAAGCCGCUGAGAAAACUCAAAAGGGGGAGCGAUCCAGCCUCCAGAAUUUUGGGUCUAGUUGUCGCCAUGCCUCGGAAGUUGGCCUAUUCGGUAUUGGUACUCUUUGUGGCAUUGCUGCUGGGAUCCUUGCCAACGCUUGCCCAGAGAGAAACCCCUCAUGGCAAAUUCAACCGGCAGCAUGUCGCCGCAAAGCCCAAUAGCGGAGUGGACGCCCGGGUCUAUUGCAACCUGAUGAUGCAACGAAGAGGAAUGACAAACAUCAAGUGUAAACCUACCAACACCUUCAUCCAUGGGGAAGCCACAGCAGUGAAAGCCAUCUGCAACAAUGGAGGCACUUACUCAAGUGAUAAUUACUACGACAGCAAUAACGCCUUUGAGCUCACCGUUUGCCGUGUGACAGGGGGAGGAGCCACACCUCCCAAUUGUAAUUACCGAGGCAGAGUUAGCACCCAGCACAUCCGAGUUGCCUGCAUAAAUGGCCUGCCGGUGCAUUUCAAGCAAGCUCUUUAGAAAUAUCGACAACCAUGAUGGCUAGUUAGGGAUUAUAUAUCUUCAGCUGCUUUAGAAGCCAAGAAGAUUUCCUAUUUUUACUGCAAUGGUGUAUUUCAGUUACAAUUUGCUCUUUUUCUUAGUUUCUUUCUACCUGCCUUCCCCUCUUCUUUCAGUCUUCCUCUCCAACUGUUUUAGACAAGCUGGGGACCUCCAAAUAGAUUGGGCUAUGAUUCCCCAUGAUUCCCAGCCAGCUUGGCUGACAGGAACUCUGGGAGAUGUAGUCCCAAUACAAUUGUGGGGGAUCUGAGCUGUGGCAGGCCUUCAUUUGCUCACCAUAUCUGGGUCUGGUGACCAUAAGAUAGCUGCAAAGUGAUACAGAAAAACUUCCAGGGAAUUCUAGAUGUUGUAGUUUACACAUCUUAAAGUGGUGAGGUCUAAAAUAUAGUCAGGUCGGAAGUUUUUGCUGUGAUCUAACAGACAUUCAAUCCAAAUUAUGGCAAUAAUAUAUUUCAGUCUCUCUUUUUUUGUUUGUUCUAUACUGCCUUCUAGUGGCUGUGAAUCAAAAUGACUGUUGUAUCCAUCAAAAUGUUGAUAUAGCUUCUCUAACGUCAAACUUUCUGUUUUUCUGCCUUUUGAGGAAAAUUGAGGCUAAUAAUUCUGCAGAGAAAACUGGAUAUUGGAGUAUAUAGCAGCCACCCCAAACUAGCAUUCUUCAGCUAUGUGACUUAAAUAUCACAACUCACUUCUCCCAUGGGCGAUGACAUGUGAGAAGUCGUGGUAUUUAAAAUGCUACAUGUCCAAAUUACUUUUAUAGGGUCAGAGGUUUUUUUUGCUAGGAAAUGUAGCCAUCUUUCAUUUUAAACUAGACCAUUUGCUUUCCUUCCUGAGGAAAUGUGUUUUGAAACAUAAUGCUGGUCUGUGACCAUAAUACAAAUUGAAGCAUAAUUUUAGGCACCCGGAGAAACAGAUGUGCUCUGAAUUUCUUUAUAUAAAUAUAAAAAAUACAAAUUCAAAUAGAAUUAACUUUGCUUUAAUUCAAUUAAAAUAUAUCAAGUAAAUAAAAAUUAAUUAACUUUAAAUUUUCAAAUUAAAUUAAAAUUUAAGGCAGUUUUCUUUCAAAAAAAUGAUUUUCUUAAAAAAUAGAUACAUUUUUUAAAAAGAGAAUAGAAUUUCUGAGCCAUUUCUUGUUAAGAUUGAUUCACAUGAAAGGUUCUUUAAGCUAAUAUGUCUUGAGUGUUUUUACCUCCAUCGCCAAAUGUUUGUGGAAAAUCAAGAAUGAAACUGUAUGUUAUUAUUUCUGGGAUUGAUGGAAAGUGGAAAAUAUCUAUUUAUAGCUUUUGUUUGGAUCUCUUUCCUCUAGCAGCUUCAUGCAAUAAAGUCUUCGUUUACAUACAGAA
Molecule: messenger RNA, 2313 nt
Organism: Thamnophis elegans (Western terrestrial garter snake)
Lineage: Eukaryota; Metazoa; Chordata; Lepidosauria; Squamata; Natricidae
Product: ribonuclease-like
Exons: 2
Coding region: 491-934 (147 amino acids)
Molecular function (GO): nucleic acid binding
Source: RefSeq, a predicted model, not a curated record